Molecule: messenger RNA, 1875 nt
Organism: Scedosporium apiospermum
Lineage: Eukaryota; Fungi; Ascomycota; Sordariomycetes; Microascales; Microascaceae
Product: Patatin-like phospholipase
Exons: 3
Coding region: 1-1875 (624 amino acids)
Biological process (GO): arachidonate metabolic process
Cellular component (GO): membrane
Source: RefSeq, a predicted model, not a curated record
AUGGAUUCCAACGGUGUGAGGAGGAGGGACACUACGCGUGACCCUCCCCUCCGUGUCUUAUCACUAGAUGGUGGUGGAGUUCGAGGUUACUCGAUGCUCAUUAUUUUGCAAGAGAUCAUGUACCGAACGUAUGUCGAGAUCGAGGGCAAAGCCCCGCGCCGCGACCAAAUACCGAAACCCGCAGACCAUUUCGACCUCAUCGUCGGUACCGGCACCGGCGGCCUUAUCGCGCUAAUGCUUGGCCGCCUGCGUCUAGAUAUAGAGACCUGCAAGGAGCUGUACGUUCGAUUGACCCGAUACGUCUUCGAGACAGACAAAACCAUUGCCGGAAUCCCCUACCGCUCGACUCUGUUUAAGGCAUCUAAGCUGGAAGAGGCCAUCAUGGAGGCCAUAAGGGAACACACUCUCUCACGCACCGAGGGGAACGACGGGAUGGAGCCAGAUAUGGGCAGUUCUCUAAACGCCGCCGCCUUCUCCAGCGCAGCAAGUCCUAGAAGGCAUUCCAGCAAUGCGAGCGUUCUCAGCUUCAGCGCGAGGAGCCCACAAGCCCAAAUGUCCCAGCGGCCGUAUUUGCACCCUAAGUACGGCAACUCUCAGGCGCGCCUUUAUGACUGCCGUGAAAACAGAACCAAAACUGCUGUCACAGCAAUGUAUCAAGGUUCUCGGAAGGGGACGCCUGCCGUGCUGCUACGGUCCUACGACUCCAGGAGAGAGCCGCCUCCCGAGUUCGACUGUAAGAUAUGGGAAGCUGGCCGAGCAACAUGCUCCAUCGGACUCGCCUUUAAGCCUAUCCGCAUCGGGCAGUCAGUAUUCCACGAUGACGGAGUAGGCACUUUUAACCCCUCCCCCGAAGCGCUCGAUGAAGCGGUAAGCGAAUGGCCAGGCAGAGAGAUUGGCGUCUUUAUCAGUGUUGGUACAGGAAAGCGGCCAAAGUCGAGCGAUGCGAAUUCAACCAUGUGGUACGAAGGGUUCAUGGGUGAGUUCGCGGAGGCGAGGAGGAGGCUCAUCGCUAAGAUUGAGGGAUGUGAAACGAUUCACGAGUACAUGAUGAGGGAACACCUCGGCAAGCGAGGUGUCAACAUCGAGAACUACUACAGACUAAACGUGGAAAUCGGGGUGGGAGAGUUCGGCAUGAACGAGUGGCACCGUCUAGCGCCAAUCAGCACCGGGACGAAACAGUACCUGCGCAGGGAGCGGGAACAUCAAAUGGUCGUAGGAUCGGCAUCCAAGCUAGCCAAGAUCCAUUUUGCUAAUAAGCGCUUCGAAAAACCUGCCGCCGCCGCCGCCAUGCAGCCGGGACAACAACAACCACCGCCUACUUUUGCCAUCGAGCUCCCCGCUGAAGUUCCGGACAGCUGGCCAGCACCGCCUCGCCCUUCGUUUGAUCCCGGACCCGAUAUCGUUAGUGUGCAGAGACUCGAAGAUGCGUCGCCAAGAAGUUCGGCCGAUCUUGGACGAGUGUCAGCGAGCCGUCUCUCUCAAUACAAAGACUUGCCGCCACCCCCUCCUCCUCGAACUCCAGACUCCGUCCCAUCAGUAAUCGAAGACGACCCAGAUCGUUUCGCAUACCACGCGCCGACGCCAUCGCAGUACCGACUGGGUUCUGGGUCGGAUAAGAUCGCUAUCGUCGGCCAAGAUGAUCAUCCACGCGUGUCUGUAGAUGGAAUACAGUCGUCACCCCGACUUCCGGCAAAAUCGCCCAAGCUGGUACCAUAUAGGAUUGAGCCACCGCCCUUACCGCCGAAGACACCGCUUCUCGAUGACCACGGAAGAGGGUGGAAUACGAGCGCUCCGGCUCUGCCUUACCCCAUCGACGAGGACGAAGCACCACCUAUGGUUAAUAUGGCAAGAAAGCCGGAAUAUCAUGGUCGAUAA